AUGUUGUUUAGAGAGACAAAAGGUUGUGUGUGGAAUGUUCAUGGUAGAGUGGAGAAUGCUAAUGGAUUCUUUUAUAUAAGGAAGCUUAAUAAUGCCCACACAUAUGGUGCUGAAGUACAUAUAAUGAAUCAUUCCUGUAUAAAUUCAGAUUUAGUUGUUGAUUUGAUUGUUGAAGGUGUUCGUGAUAAUCCAUUGACACGUCCGGUUCAUGCUAUUCGGGAUUUUAAGUUGGGUUAUGGGCUGAGAGUUAGUUAUCUUCAAGCUUGGUUGGGGGUAGAGAAAGCAAAGGGUGAUAUUUUUGGAGACUACUUAAUGUCAUUUGACCAAUUAAGAUGGUAUGUUGAUGUUGCAAAGAGUUGCAAUUUAGGGAGUUACAUUGAGUUUGAGUGUGACAAUGAUUCUAAACUUUUUAAGAGAUUAUUUGUUGCUUUUCAUAAUUGCAUUAGUGGAUUUGAUUAUUAUAGACCUCUCUUGUUCCUUGAUGGCACAUUUUUUAAGAGAAGAUUUAGAGGAAAUUUACUUGCUGUUAUAGGAAAAGAUGGAAAUCAAAGGACACAAGAAAUCUGGUUCUUUCCUGUUUGUUUUACAAUUGUUGGCUUAGAGCAUCAAGACAACUGGUGUUGGGUUUUGGAACAUUUGAGUUCAAUUGUUUCAUCAGGACAAAAUAUUACAUUUGUGUUAGAUUGUAACCUUGAAUUACUUGAAGUUUUGCCAAAGGUUUUCCCAAUGGCUUUCCAUGCUUAUUGUUUAUAUCAUUUGAAGAUGAACUUGAGGCACCAUUUGCAUGAUUGUAAUGUUGAUGGUGAUAGUGAUGUUGUUCUUCCUCCUUUGUCUAGGAAGCAACCAGGAAGGCCAAAUAAGAAGAUGAUUCGUUCCAAUAGUGAGAAAGUAAGGCAAAUUAUUUGUGGUAGAUGUGGGAAGGUUGGAAAUCACAAUAAGAAAUUGUGUAAGGAGGCUUUGUGA
This is a messenger RNA of Camellia sinensis, 963 nucleotides long. RefSeq lists its product as uncharacterized. The record is from RefSeq and is a predicted model, not a curated record. Lineage: Eukaryota; Viridiplantae; Streptophyta; Magnoliopsida; Ericales; Theaceae.